AUGCUGCGCAACUACGGAAGCAAUCGACCCGGACAGAAGAACCAUGAUGUUCAGUUGGACAAACAUGGCCAGCCAACGGUCUACAAAGCCAAUGCUAAGCCCCUCAGUGGCGAUAUCCUUGCAGGAUGUCUUAUCCUGAGCUUGAAGUUGAGAAAGCAAUUUGCAAGGUUUAUGGUCCCAACAGAGUCCCGAACUGAGCGAGGAAAGAAAGCAAAUCCCAAAGAAGGCUCUGCUGUCAAGAUAGGACGACAAGAUGUUUUGAUGUGCCGUAGGCCUCGAGAAAACCCGAUGGUUGAUCUUGACCUGCAGUCUCUUUUCCAAUGGGCCGCUGGUGCCAUCAAGCUCGAGUCCACCAGGGCCUGGUGCACAGAGCAGGAGUAA
Fusarium venenatum is the source of this 381-nucleotide messenger RNA. NCBI's taxonomy places the organism in Eukaryota, Fungi, Ascomycota, Sordariomycetes, Hypocreales, Nectriaceae. The record is from RefSeq and is a predicted model, not a curated record.